GUCAAUGGCAGGACGAGACGGAGGAGGAGGGGGGUAGGUAGAGAUGAAUCCAAGCCAAGCCUCUCUCCUCCUUCUCCUCCUCCUCCACUUCUCCGAUCUGAUCUCGAAUGGACUUAACUCGGUGUUUUUAUUUAUUAGACCUCCUCAGAUGCCGCCCUCCCUCUUGAUAGCCCCCAGGUCCUCUCUUUUUUCCUUCUUCACUUGCAUAGAAUAAUUCCAAGCUCCUCUUCCCCCCUCCAUCUCUCGUCUUGCUUCUGAACUUGACUUGAACAGCAAUUAUACCCCCCCUUUCCCUCAAUACCAAUUGACACUUAGUUGAUACCCCCCAAAAACAAAACAGCAACAAUGGCCACCGCAGUCUUCCAAACCAAGGCGACCAUCACCUCCUUCGGGGGCCAGCUCCUCAAGCUCUCCCACAAGUCAAACUCCACCGGCACCGACAUGGCCGUGAACCUCUACCUGCCCCCGCAAGCAACCACCCGCGCCGUCCCUGUCCUCUUCUACCUCUCCGGCCUGACCUGCACCCCGGACAACUGCACCGAAAAGGGCUUCUUCCAAUCCCAGGCCUCCGCCCGCGGCCUCGCCGUCGUCUACCCCGACACCUCCCCGCGCGGCCUCGACCUCGCCGGCGAGCGCGACUCCUGGGAUUUCGGCGAAGCCGCCUCCUUCUACGUCGACGCCACCCGCGAGCCCUUCCGCCAAAACUACCGCAUGGAGACCUACAUCACAAAGGAGCUCCCCGAGCUGCUCUUCCGCGAGUUCGCCGGCAAGCUCGACCGCUCCCGCGUCUCCAUCACUGGUCACUCCAUGGGUGGCCACGGCGCGCUGUCGCUCUACCUCCGCCACCCGGGCAUGUACCGCUCCGUCAGCGCUUUUGCCCCCAUCGCCAACCCGUCAAAGUGCCCCUGGGGCGAGAAGGCCUUUACAGGAUACCUCGGUGACGACCGCGCUGAGUGGGCCAAGCACGACUCCACCGAGCUUGUCAAGAACUGGAGCUACGGUCCCCUAAACGCCCUCAUUGAUGUCGGCCUCGGUGACAACUUCUACAUCCAGAAGCAGCUGCUGCCCGAGAACUUUGAAAAGGUUGUCAAGGAGAAGAGCCUCGAGGGCCUGAGCCUGAGAUACCACUACGGUUACGACCACUCCUACUUCUUCAUGGCCUCCUUUGCCAAGGACCAUGUAGACCACGCUGCCAAGCACCUGGGUCUCGGCUCCGCGUGACUCGAAGGUCGGACAAGACUGUAAACAAAGUAAACGAUAACGUUGAAGUCGAUGACAGGGAGCACGCAGUGGGGCAAAGAAACUCCAGAGUCAAGUCGAGUUGGAAUACCAAAGAUGUUGUGAGCAGAAAGACGUUGCGUGCGCGCAGUCGACAUGUAAUUCUUCUUUUUAAGUAGGUAGUAGGUUGCUGCUGAGAUUCUUGAAAUUUGAGAA
This is a messenger RNA of Colletotrichum godetiae, 1434 nucleotides long. Its product is annotated as S-formylglutathione hydrolase. Bases 346 to 1221 code for a protein of 291 amino acids. The transcript is spliced from 3 exons. Gene Ontology annotation, molecular function: S-formylglutathione hydrolase activity. Lineage: Eukaryota; Fungi; Ascomycota; Sordariomycetes; Glomerellales; Glomerellaceae. The record is from RefSeq and is a predicted model, not a curated record. Gene Ontology annotation, biological process: formaldehyde catabolic process. Gene Ontology annotation, cellular component: cytosol.